Tigriopus californicus is the source of this 1332-nucleotide messenger RNA. Its product is annotated as E3 ubiquitin-protein ligase SIAH1B-like. Gene Ontology annotation, molecular function: ubiquitin conjugating enzyme binding; ubiquitin protein ligase activity. The record is from RefSeq and is a predicted model, not a curated record. Gene Ontology annotation, cellular component: cytoplasm. Bases 124 to 1104 code for a protein of 326 amino acids. Lineage: Eukaryota; Metazoa; Arthropoda; Copepoda; Harpacticoida; Harpacticidae. The transcript is spliced from 4 exons. Gene Ontology annotation, biological process: proteasome-mediated ubiquitin-dependent protein catabolic process; multicellular organism development.
AAUAUCCUAAAGCGUGUGUCUUUGUGAUGUGUACUCUCAUUUGCGAUAAAAAUAAAGUUUUCAAGAACCCGAACCAUUGUUUAUGAAUAGGUUCCUGACCGUGCAAGUACUGCAGUUUCAGAGAUGGUCGACACGUCGUCUACUUCGAACUCCCAAGUGGACGAAUCCAUUGACAAUCUCAAGGCCGAGGUGGAAUGCCCCAUAUGUCAAAGAGUUCCAAGAAAAGCGCCAGUUUACCAAUGCAAGUUGGGCCAUCUUCUUUGUCAAGAUUGUUAUCCAAAAUGUCAAGCGUGUCCCGUUUGUCGAACGCCAUUGAGCAAGGAGAAAAUCCGUUCAAUCCUGGCAGACAAGAUUUUGAUGCUGGUCCCUAGGCCUUGUGAAUUUAACGAUGAUGGCUGUCAGGAAGAGUUUUUGGGUCCUGAACUAGAUGCACACGAGGCCAAGUGUCGCCACCGAUGGGUGUGUUGUGUGGACAUCGCAUGCGGAUCCGUUUUGCGGUUCCACGCUCUUUUGGACCACACUCAAAAUCUAGAGCUUCAUGCCCAAGAGGAUUUCAGGGACAAUCAAGAGUCUCGCUUUCAGUCAUUUUUGUACGUGAGUGAGGGCAAUUUUCAAAAAGAAUGCAUGUGGGUGUGCGAUCGGUUAAAAAAGUGCGGCUUCCACUUUUAUCGUGAGAGCUACCGAACGGACGACGGAUGUUGGCAAAUUUGGGUGGUUAUGGCGGGUACUCAAGAGGAAGCUAAGAGGUUCCAGGCCACCAUUGAAAUCUUUACCGAGGAUGAAAUCUUGACUCAUGUUGGACCAGUUAAUUAUCUGCCAGAUACCAAAGAAAAGCUUUUAGACUCGGCUCUUGGGCUGCUGUUAACUGACAGGAUAGUCAAACGGUUCUUGCGAAAUGAUCAGCUUCAUUAUCGAAUCACAAUCCGUGAGCAUGAAGAGAUCCAAGUUGAUCCGGACAAUUGGAGUCAAAUCAUGGUGCAGAAAUCCGAGGCCACUUUGCCAAGCGAGCAAGCUACUUUAGAACCAGAAAGUAGAAGACCACCAAGCUCAAAAUCUGGGGGAAGUACAAGGAGAAAGGAAAAGCCUUCAACUCGAAAACAAUGAACAUGAAAUAUGUCUCUUUUUCCAACAAACUGAGGUUAUGCUUCUGUUAAUGAAUAUUGCAGAUUGGACCUGACUUUGAGCUUAAUGUGUCGUGAAUGAAUAAAAAUUAAUGUAUUCACCCAAACUAAAAUUUCUCUCUGCGAGAUCGCUAUUCAUUUUUUGGUGUCGUAUUUGAUGAUAGUGUCCUUCCCAGUACAGAUUUAAUUCACCGGAUGAGCGUUAAACGUU